Molecule: messenger RNA, 2164 nt
Organism: Cucurbita maxima (winter squash)
Lineage: Eukaryota; Viridiplantae; Streptophyta; Magnoliopsida; Cucurbitales; Cucurbitaceae
Product: pentatricopeptide repeat-containing protein At1g10910, chloroplastic
Exons: 10
Coding region: 1-1992 (663 amino acids)
Molecular function (GO): protein binding
Source: RefSeq, a predicted model, not a curated record
AUGGAACUCUCUGUUAUUGGUAAUGGAUAUCAUCGCCAUCUCCUUCAGACUCGGUUGCCCACUCCUUCUGUAAUGGCUUCUGCACCGCAUUCUGUCCCCAGGCUCAAGAAUCAUCGCCCUAACUCUAUCGCCAUUGUCCCUAAACAGCCUCAAUUCCUCCCCGACUCCCCAAAUGGUAAACUCUCCAAUGGCGGCCAGAGGCGCCACUCGAAGUCAUACCUAGAGAGACAGUCCGCUAUUGCUCAAGUUAAGGACUGCUCCGAGUUGGCUCCGGCUCUUGCCAGGUAUGGUGGACUACUAAAAGCGCAAGAUUUGAAUGUUAUACUGCGGCAUUUUGGGAUGUCAAGUAGGUGGCAGGAUCUAUCUCAGCUCUUUGAGUGGAUGCAGCAGACUGGAAAGACCAAUGUUUCUUCUUACAGCAGCUAUAUAAAGUUCAUGGGGAGAGGCCUUAAUCCUUUGAAGGCACUAGAAAUAUACAAUAAUAUUCAAGAAGUAUCAAUAAAGAAUAAUAUUUAUAUUUGUAAUUCUAUCCUCAAUUGUCUGGUGAGAAAUGGCAAGUUUGAUACCAGUGUUAAGCUGUUUCAUCAAAUGAAGAAUGAUGGCUUAUGUCCAGAUACAGUUACAUACAGCACGAUGCUUACUGGUUGUAUCAAGGUUGAACAUGGUUAUGCCAAAGCAUUGGAGCUUCUUAAGGAGUUGCAAAACAAUGGACUAUGCAUGGAUUGUGUGUCGUAUGGGACACUGAUAGCUGUUUGUGCUUCACAUAAUAGAUUGGAAAACGCAGAGAGUUUCUUCAACCAGAUGAAAAAUGAAGGCUAUUCGCCAAAUAUGUUCCAUUAUGGCUCUCUACUCAAUGCUUAUUCAAUGAGUGGAGAUUAUAAAAAGGCUGAUGAGCUGAUCGAGGAUAUGAAAUUGAAGGGGUUAGUACCAAAUAAGGUGAUUUUAACAACAUUGCUGAAGGUUUAUGUCCGGGGAGGUUUGUUUGAGAAAUCAAGGAAACUCUUAUCAGAACUGGAAGCCCUUGGCCAUGGUGAAAAUGAGAUGCCAUAUUGUUUGUUGAUGGAUGGGCUCGCCAAGGCAGGUGCUAUUAGAGAAGCAAAGGCAGUUUUUGAUCAAAUGAAAGAAAAAAACGUUAAAUCUGAUGGGUAUGCCCACAGCAUCAUGAUAUCAGCUUUUUGCCGAGGUGGGCUUCUAGAAGAGGCAAAACAGUUGGCUAAGGAUUUUGAAACCACAUAUGAUAGAUAUGACAUUGUAAUAUUGAAUACAAUGCUCUGUGCGUACUGCAGAGCAGGAGAAAUGGAGAGUGUCAUGCAAAUGCUUAGGAAAAUGGAUGAAUUAGCAAUCAGUCCAGAUUAUAAUACCUUUCAUAUCUUAAUCAAAUAUUUCUGUAAGGAGAAACUAUAUCUACUUGGCUGUAGGACCUUGGAGGACAUGCAUCGUCAAGGCCACCAACCAGAUGAGGAACUCUGUUCAUCUUUAAUAUCAUCUCUUGGGACGAUACGGGCUUAUUCCGAAGCAUUUUCGGUUUACAAUAUAUUAAAAUAUAGUAAAAGAACAAUGUGCAAGGCACUCCAUGAAAAGAUUUUGCAUAUUCUAAUUGCAGGUCGACUUCUCAAAGAUGCUUAUGUCGUUGUCAAGGACAAUGCAGGACUGAUUUCUAAACCUGCCAUAAGGAAGUUCGCUUUCAAAUUCAUGAAGUUCGGUAACGUCAACUUGAUAAAUGACGUAAUGAAGGCAAUCCAUUGUUCUGGAUAUAAGAUUGAUCAGGAUUUAUUUAUGAUGGCUACAUCACGUUUCAUUGAGCUACCUGAAAAGAAGGAUUUGUUUAUUCAAUUGCUACAAUGGAUGUCUGGUCAGGGUUAUGUCGUUGACUCAUCAACUAGAAACCUUAUCUUAAAGAACUCACAUUUAUUUGGUCGCCAGCUUAUUGCCGACAUUCUGUCAAAGCAGCAUCGAGUGUCCAAAGCUACAAGAUCUCAUGGGAACACUUGAAGGAGGUAAUUGAUCUUGUUUGACAUUAGAUUUUUGGGUUGGAUAGUGUGGAAAUCAAAGAUAGAGUUGUUUGUUAGUAUGACUGGUAAACACUUACAUUUAUUCAAAUAUAUGCUGUGUAUUUGUUAUGACGUUGGAGACUGCAGCUUUCUUAUUGAAAUUUCAUUAGUAA